GUCGACGAUAAGAUACUGCCUCAGUAAUUAAUUUAAUGUUUGCUAUAACGAGAUUAAGAUAUUUUGUGCUAAUUUACAGCAAUAACAUUAAAGGAAAUUCAAUAUGCUAGCAGAAAAGCUAAAAUAAGAUAAAAUAGCUAAAUGCUAAGCGUUAACUUCGUAGUCAAAUAACAUUAACCUAAUUUUAACGAGAUGUGUAAAAGUGAAGUUUAAGUUUCAUAUUUUCUCACAAUUUAAAACUAUUCCCUCGCAUUAUCUGGCAUUCUUUUAACAAAGUAUCCCAAUGAUCAGGAGUAAUGAAAUCACUUAAUAUUCAGUUGUUUGAUAAAGAAAUAAACCAACAUUAAUAUUAAAUGUAAUUUUAAUCUACGUUUUAUUUUAGUUUGCCAGCUAUAAAUAUUCAACAAUUUUUCCAAUUUCUGGGAAACGCUGUUCUGCCAUACCCAUUUGCUUAUUUGUUGACUGUAUUUCGUGUUUGUUUUUAAUUUAAAGUCAUGCAAGGUGGAAUAUUGUGUCCCUGAACUGGAAUUUGAUUAUGACGUCGUUGUACGGGCGGGCUACGACCUGGAAUUAUUUGGAGACCUCCGGGCUGUCCAAAGCCUGCGGGCCCUGGAGGUGGGCACCACUAGCCAGGGGUCUUCUCACAUGCCUGGAAUCCCGCAGAACAUCCAGGCGUUCAAGAGGAAGAUGCUCAUCAUGUGGAUGUUCAAGGUAUGUGAGGAGCAGAAAUGUGAGGAGGAGGUGUUCCCGCUGGCAGCCCACUACCUGGACUCAUACCUGAGCCACCAUGUUGUGCCAGACUCAACGCUGCAGCUUUUAGGCGUCGUCACCAUGUUGCUAGCUUCCAAAAUGAGAGAGACUUUUCCUCUGACAACCACCAAGCUGUGCAUCUACACAGACUUCUCCGUUACAUUGCCAGAAAUCCUGGAGUUUGAGGUGUCAGUGGUGUCCAGGCUAGGCUGGCGUCUGGCCUCCGUGCUCCCCUCUGAUUUCUUGGAGCCCAUUCUUCAUGCACUGUCCUUUCUCCCGACCCAGCACCUUCCUAACUUGCGCCGACAUGUCCACACCUACGUCGCGUUGGCAGCCAUCGAAUUUAAGUCUUCUGACUUUUUGCCCUCCACCCUUGCUUGUGCCUGUGUGACAAUGGCAACACAGCAGCUCAAAUUGGCAGACUCACCAGAGUCACUGCUCAAGUUUCUAGCCAAUCUCCUGGUCAUUGAUCUGGGCUCCAUCCUCCUCUGCUACAGCAAGCUUCAGAGAGUAGUGGAGCUCAACCUGCUUUCCCCUGUCCAAGCCGCUGUUUGCAGAUCAGAGGUCAGUCAGACACCCGUCAGCCUUUCAUUGACGUCAGUGACGCCUGGUGAAAACCAACUGGAAACUCCUCCCUGCCAACACAGGCAAGUGUGAAUGUAGCAGGCCCGAAAUAUCUUUCUGCUCACACAGCAAAAAAUAUUUGUUGUUUGCAACAGCAAUGUGCUGCAAUGUUUUUCAUUUUCUAAUGACCACCGUGUUGAAGAUUGUUUUGAGGUACUUUCCAAAUCUUAUUGCAGUCAGCUUUCAAAUUUAUUGUUGCACAUUUACUUGUAUCAAACAAGCAGUAAUAUCCGAGUUUCAUUUGUAUUUUGUAUGAAAAGCAUGUUUAAAAUCUUUAAAAAGUGUUCAAUAAAUUUCAUUGUUACUACAAAGAUUAAACAUGAUUGACAGCAUGAAGCAGCACUUUAGAUACUUAAAAAAAUAUUUAUUGAGGCCCUCAUCCCAGUAACAAGAGUGACAAGACAAUAACUUUGGCACAACAAAAGGUAUUGAAAUAAUUAAAAGCACAUGAAGUUGUACCAAAAAUAUCAAUACCUGCUUUCAUGAACACUGCUCCUUCAAUUAUUGAAAUGACAAUGAGCUGAAAUUCUGACAAUUCAACUUUGCAUGUUAUCUACACACAUUUACAUCUGAUUUACAUUCCCGAUAAGCUUCAGUUUGUUCAAGAAAAAAUUGAAACAAAACCGUUGCCAUCAUCAACAUUCCAGUUUU
Molecule: messenger RNA, 2025 nt
Organism: Syngnathus acus (greater pipefish)
Lineage: Eukaryota; Metazoa; Chordata; Actinopteri; Syngnathiformes; Syngnathidae
Gene: ccnd3
Product: cyclin D3
Exons: 5
Coding region: 646-1407 (253 amino acids)
Biological process (GO): positive regulation of G1/S transition of mitotic cell cycle; mitotic cell cycle phase transition; regulation of cyclin-dependent protein serine/threonine kinase activity
Cellular component (GO): cyclin-dependent protein kinase holoenzyme complex; nucleus; cytoplasm
Molecular function (GO): cyclin-dependent protein serine/threonine kinase regulator activity
Source: RefSeq, a predicted model, not a curated record